ACUUUCAACCCAGUUGAAGAAAGAAAAGGGUGUAUUACUUCUUCUAAUCCAUAAACCUUCUGUAAGAAAAAAUGAGGGAAAUCGUGCAUCUUCAAGCCGGACAGUGCGGUAACCAGAUUGGCGCUAAGUUCUGGGAGGUAAUCAGUGAUGAACAUGGAAUUGAUCCCACCGGCACUUACCAUGGUGACAGUGAUCUCCAGCUCGAUAGAAUCAAUGUCUAUUACAACGAGGCAUCAGGUGGCAAAUAUGUGCCCCGUGCUGUGUUGGUGGACUUGGAACCUGGUACCAUGGACUCCGUGAGGUCCGGCCCCUUUGGUCAGAUUUUCAGACCAGAUAACUUUGUUUUUGGUCAGAGUGGUGCUGGUAACAACUGGGCGAAAGGCCAUUACACAGAAGGAGCAGAGCUGGUGGACUCAGUCCUAGAUGUAGUCCGCAAAGAGGCAGAAAGCUGUGACUGCCUGCAGGGCUUCCAGCUCACCCACUCUCUCGGUGGAGGUACCGGGUCCGGCAUGGGUACCCUGCUCAUCAGCAAGAUCCGCGAAGAGUACCCCGAUCGUAUCAUGAACACCUUUAGCGUUGUGCCUUCCCCUAAGGUGUCCGAUACUGUAGUGGAGCCUUACAACGCCACACUGUCUGUCCACCAGCUGGUCGAGAACACUGACGAGACCUACUGCAUCGACAAUGAAGCUUUGUAUGACAUCUGCUUCCGCACCCUCAAACUCACCACACCCUCGUACGGUGACCUCAAUCAUCUCGUCUCCGCCACCAUGAGCGGCGUGACCACCUGCCUUAGGUUCCCUGGUCAACUCAACGCCGAUCUGCGUAAGCUGGCUGUCAACAUGGUGCCCUUCCCUCGUCUUCACUUCUUCAUGCCUGGCUUUGCUCCUCUCACCAGCAGAGGGAGCCAGCAGUACCGCGCCCUGACCGUUCCGGAGCUCACGCAGCAGAUGUUUGACGCCAAGAACAUGAUGGCUGCCUGCGACCCACGUCACGGCCGCUACCUCACAGUCGCCGCCAUCUUCCGUGGCCGCAUGUCCAUGAAGGAGGUGGAUGAGCAGAUGCUCAACGUUCAGAACAAAAACAGCAGCUACUUCGUGGAAUGGAUCCCCAACAACGUGAAGACUGCUGUCUGCGACAUCCCACCGAGGGGACUCAAGAUGGCUGCCACCUUCAUUGGCAACAGCACGGCCAUCCAGGAGCUCUUCAAGCGCAUUUCCGAGCAGUUCACUGCCAUGUUCAGGCGUAAGGCUUUCCUCCAUUGGUACACGGGUGAAGGUAUGGAUGAGAUGGAGUUCACUGAGGCCGAGAGCAACAUGAAUGAUCUGGUGUCUGAGUACCAGCAGUACCAGGAGGCCACUGCAGAGGAGGAGGGCGAAUUCGAGGAAGAGGGAGAGGAAGAGCUGGCUUAAAUCUCUUAAUAUAUAUGUGUGUUUUCCUGGCUGUAUCAUUUUGCUGCCAUUUAAGAAAAAUCUUUCCAAAGCUCCUUGUUAGUUUUUUUUCCCUUUUAAGUGGUUUCACUUCUGUUUUUGCCUCUUGUCUGUACAGAUGUCAAUAAAAGGCUUUUUCUUUUGUUAAA
This is a messenger RNA of Triplophysa rosa, 1576 nucleotides long. RefSeq names its product tubulin, beta 2b (gene tubb2b). Gene Ontology annotation, biological process: mitotic cell cycle; microtubule cytoskeleton organization. The record is from RefSeq and is a predicted model, not a curated record. The transcript has 4 exons. Lineage: Eukaryota; Metazoa; Chordata; Actinopteri; Cypriniformes; Nemacheilidae. Gene Ontology annotation, cellular component: cytoplasm; microtubule. Gene Ontology annotation, molecular function: GTP binding; structural constituent of cytoskeleton; GTPase activity. Bases 72 to 1409 code for a protein of 445 amino acids.